AACUCAACAAAUCCAAUUCAAGUCCUUUAACAUAAUAUACAACGAAAUGGCCAGGGUCAACAAUUUCCUUGCAGUACUAGUCUUCUGCUUAAUGUUCCUCAACGUAGCCAUGGCCUGGAGCUGCUACUGUGUUGAUUGUGGAUCUUCCUCGUGCGUCCGUCGUGAUACCGUCACCCGUACGGUGUACGAAAAGGGCUCCAAACAAUGGAGAUUGUCGAGCCGCGAUGGCAAAUAUCACGUCUAUAAUAUCGAUGGUGCAGACAGGAGCUGGUUCAACACGUUGUGCGACAGGAAUGGAGCUAUGGGUGGAACCUGUUUCUAAAGAAAGAACGAUAAUCAUCCCAGGAUAAUUAACCAUAGUGGCGAUAAGACAUAACACAGUAGAGCAGAACAAUAAAGGCG
This is a messenger RNA of Lobosporangium transversale, 402 nucleotides long. RefSeq lists its product as hypothetical. The transcript is spliced from 2 exons. NCBI's taxonomy places the organism in Eukaryota, Fungi, Mortierellomycota, Mortierellomycetes, Mortierellales, Mortierellaceae. The record is from RefSeq and is a predicted model, not a curated record. Bases 47 to 322 code for a protein of 91 amino acids.